Zonotrichia albicollis (white-throated sparrow) is the source of this 1164-nucleotide messenger RNA. It is a transcript of the gene CD8B, whose product is annotated as CD8 subunit beta. The record is from RefSeq and is a predicted model, not a curated record. Gene Ontology annotation, molecular function: coreceptor activity; MHC class I protein binding. Gene Ontology annotation, cellular component: cell surface. NCBI's taxonomy places the organism in Eukaryota, Metazoa, Chordata, Aves, Passeriformes, Passerellidae. Gene Ontology annotation, biological process: regulation of immune response.
UGGGUUUGGGGCUUGGCACAGAAGAAGCUGCCAGGCUGAGGCUCCAGGUGCUGCUCUUUGGCAGCUGCUGCUGAGAGACCUGCACAGAGAGGGGCAAGGACUUCCUGAGGGGAAGCCAGCCCUGCCACCAAGAGGUGACAGCGAGGGGAAAGGGGCAGCUGGCACAAAAACCCCUCUGUCAACCGAGUCUGCCACCAUGGCCCGGCCAUGGCUCCAUCUCUGCAUCUGCCUCCAGAUCCCAGGUUUUUAUACAACUCUGCUAUUAGCCCAAACUCCAGGGCAUAUUCUAACCCAAACCAGCAAUAAAACUGAAAUCCUGUGUGACCUGAAGAAGGAGAACACCGGGGUCUACUGGUACCGCUGGAGCCAGGAGAGGCAACAAUUCCAGUUCUUGUUGUUCUCCAACACAAUGGGCAAAGCCACCUAUGGCCCCGAGGUGAGGCAGGACAAGUUCAGUGCCCAUGAGGCGAGGUCCCAGAGCUCCUACAGCCUGCACAUCAGCCACCUGCAGCCCUCAGACAGCGGCAUCUACUACUGCUCCACGUCCCAGGCCUCCCAGCUGCUCGUGGGCACUGGCACACAGCUCACAGUGGUUGAUGUUUUGCCUCCAAAGACCACGCAGACACCAGUGUCCAAAAAGCCUCUGCCACGCACAACCAAAAGGAAAGCUGCCAGCAAGGCAGGUCCCUGCAGUCCCCUGGUCUGGAUCCCUCUGGCUGCUGCUGUCCUGCUGCUGCUGCUGAGCCUGAUGCCCACCGCCUACCGCCUGCACCGUCUGCGGCGGAGGCUGCGGCUUCGCAUCCACAGGCAGUAAUUCCCAGUAAAUCCCAGUAAUUCCCAGUAAUUCCCAGCAAAUCCCACUGCCUUCCCUGCCCCAGACAGGCAGGGAGGAGCCACAGACCCUCCCCUGCAGGAGCCUGGACAUGACCAGGAAAGGACCUGGCAGGGGACAGAUGUGGGCUUGUACCACAAAACAAACAUUUCUUUCCUGCAUGACUUCAACAUUCUCCUGGACACAACCCUGGCAAAAGGACCAGGCUGGAUUCUGCAGCAUCCUGAGCACUUCCCAAAGGUCACUGAGCAGGGCAAAAACCACGGCUGGCUCUGCACAGGGGGAAAGGGGCUGGCACCAAAGUGUCGCCACAUUUCUCUUCACAGAGAAAA